AUGAAACAUCAUAUUUUAUAUUUUUGUUUGUUGACUUCAGUUAUCUUCUUUCACAUAAUUAUAAAAGCAGAAAAAGUCUUCAACCCUCUUGACCAAAAAAUAUAUGUUCGAGGUGUUCAAUGUAAUUUUUCUGAGCGCUUUGUAUAUCCCAAUUACACUUGCUACGCAAAGUCAUACAACCGUUCCUUUUCUACAAUCAACGUUCGAGCUUUUAUGAAGAAACCUGUUAACAAAAUAUUUUUUUCUAUGAAACUUUACUACAAAUAUGUAACAGUUUAUCGCGAAGUGAUGCAAUUUCCUAGAUUUGAAUUUUGUAGUUUGAUGGAUUUUGGAACAUCAAAUAAGUUGAGUCUUGAAAUAAAGGAUCAACCAAUCGUGUCUGAAACAAUCCCUUCAUUGAUUCCAUCGGGUGAUUACAAAAUGACUUUUUCCUGGUAUACGGAGAAGGGAGUUUGGUUCCAACAUACAACGGACUAUCUCACUGUUGACUCACCUUUGAAAGAAUCUUUUGGCAAAUGA
Clunio marinus is the source of this 519-nucleotide messenger RNA. The record is from the annotation of a GenBank genome assembly. Lineage: Eukaryota; Metazoa; Arthropoda; Insecta; Diptera; Chironomidae.